AAGAGAUAUGCUCUGCUAGCUUACCAAAUUAGUUGGAGGAUAGGGAGAAGAUAUUGCAAAAAUUAGUUGGGGCCGAGGAAGACAUUUUGCCCAGUAGAUAAGGAUACCUCCGUCUCUUAACAUUUAACAGUACCAAAGCAACUCACAUUUAACAAUAUGCUCAAAAAAUGACUCACAAGCUACUUUUUUGACUGAUAAUAGAAAUCAGCCAAAGCAGCCAAAUGAAGUGAUGUUUGGCUAUUUUAUGAAUUUUCAGUCUGAUCAACCCAUUUUUACUCUUCCAAACACCCUCCUAGUUUAGAUUAUAACCUGAUUUUGUGGCUAAAAAGCUAAGUAAUAAGUUUAAUUUUAAACUUAAUUAAAUAAGUAAAUUUAAAGUUAUUGCUCUGCUCUAAAUUGAGAGCAUUUUCAUCUAUGCUUUAUAUCAUUUUUCAUUAUUUUAUUAAAAUAAUAUACUACAUAUUACUCCGUAUUAUAUACUUCAUUCAAUCACUGGGCGUUUUAAAUUAUUUGUAGGGAAAGAAUAAAAACUUCAACGCAUGCAUUGUAAAUAAACACGGAUUAGAGUAGAUGCUUUCCUUUGUUUUAUUUUGUUUCGAUUGAUAUAUAUUUCUGUUAGGUGACUGAGGAUAGAGUGACAGAGCCAAGGAGGGAGAUAGAGGAUGGGUUUCCUGUCACAGAGAGUGGAGAGAAGCGAAUUAGCAGCCGGCGACCAUAUCUACACUUGGAGAGCUGGCUUUGUGUACGCUCAUCAUGGAAUAUAUGUCGGAGGCAAGAAAGUGGUUCAUUUUACAGCAACCGAAGGUAGUACUGAUGCAACUACACGCCUCUUUGCUGUCUGUACCUCUAGUUCAAUAUGCCCAACUGUAUGCACAAAUCAGGACAUUCCUGAUUGUGGAUUCCAUAAGAGUAGCGGAGUCUUCCUAUCUUGCUUGGAUUGCUUUCUCGGGAAUGGAUUAUUGUAUAGAUUUGAGUAUGGUCGAAGAUCUUUGGUUUUACUUGCAAAACUCCGUGGGGGUACAUGCACUACUGCAGAAUCUGAUCCACCAGAAACUGUGAUCCGUAGGGCCAUGGACAUGCUUCACGACGGAUUUGGAAAGUAUGAUCUCUUUAACAGGAACUGUGAAGAUUUUGCCAAAUACUGUAAAACAGGAUACGUCAUCAAUCCUACAAAAGCUUAUCAAGUGGCUUGCAGACUAGGCCUAGGCUCUAUGGGUCUUGCAGCCGUAUUGAACCCAACUGUUCCGGUUGGCUUGAGUUUGGGAAUGGGGGUGAAUUUGGUAAGUAGGUAUGCAAAUGACAUUGGUGUGAGAAGAGAAGUAAACACUUGGUUGAAGAAAAUGUGCAAGACUUGGGGAUGCAAAUUAGCAUAAAGAGAAACCCACUCCUACUUGUUAUGCAUUGGCUAAUUCAUAAGCUUUUGAUCUAAAUUUCUAGAUAGCUUGUAGAAGGAGAAAAUGGAAUUUUAUGUUUACCUACGAUUGAUUAUCAACAACUUUUUAUUGAUUAAAGGCUAAAGGGUCAAAUAAGUACAUGAACUAACUUAAAGUGUUCAAUUAGCCUCUUAUAUAGAAGGUUCUGCCUGGCCGUAGCUAAUUGAGACGGUUCCCGGUGGAAUUUUUUGAUAAAAUUUUUUGAGCUUUUCUUUCAUUAAGUCUAGUUUAUCCAUACCAAAUUUCAGCUAAAAAUUCAACCUGAAAGGCAGUCAAAUGAUUUUUUGAAGAUAACUAUGCAGUUAAACAACACAGUACAUUUUGGAAAAUCAUUUGACUGGCUUCCCGAUUUAAUUUUUAGCUGAAAUUUGAUAUGGGUAAACUCGACUUAAUGAAGAAGAUGCUCAAAAAAUUUUAUCAAAAAAUUCAACCGGGAACCGCCCCAAUUGGCGACGGCCGGGCAAAACCUCCUAUAUAAGGGGCUAAUUGAACACUUUAAGUUAAUUCAUGUACCUAUUUGACCCUUUAGCCUUGAUUAAAUCAAUUAAGUUAUGGAAAUGGCGCGUAAUUGAAGCGAGGGGUGACACGGUACUAGUCUCAAGGAUUGGCCUGUUCGGAACCGCACCAUAUUAACCCCUACAAAGCAUUAUGCAACUUUUGUCACAGUAAUUUAUACGGAGUAUUUAUUAUUUAAGAGAUCAUUAUUCUAUGCUUAUUGUAACUUUAGUCAUGUUUCUUAAAAUAAUUUUAUUUCAAUGGAAAAACAUUUUAUUAUUAG
Messenger RNA from Cuscuta epithymum, 2211 nucleotides. The record is from the annotation of a GenBank genome assembly. Lineage: Eukaryota; Viridiplantae; Streptophyta; Magnoliopsida; Solanales; Convolvulaceae.